Tigriopus californicus is the source of this 2827-nucleotide messenger RNA. RefSeq names its product H(+)/Cl(-) exchange transporter 4-like (gene ClC-c). Gene Ontology annotation, biological process: chloride transport; transmembrane transport. The record is from RefSeq and is a predicted model, not a curated record. Gene Ontology annotation, molecular function: voltage-gated chloride channel activity. The transcript is spliced from 3 exons. NCBI's taxonomy places the organism in Eukaryota, Metazoa, Arthropoda, Copepoda, Harpacticoida, Harpacticidae. Bases 207 to 2648 code for a protein of 813 amino acids. Gene Ontology annotation, cellular component: early endosome; membrane; synaptic vesicle.
UUUGCAGCUGUAGUCCUUGAGUAACAGACUCAAAUCUGAAUCAGCAGAGUGAAGCAGAAAAAGGCCGUCACGGACCUUCUGUUCAUAGUUCUAAGGUGUCCUUUCGUCUCGUCACAUUGGCAUAAACUGCUCGUUGAGGAUUGAUCUCAUCUGGAGCCUUUUGGAGUCCAUUGGGAGAGGCACGGGGCUCUCUUGGAACCAGCACAAUGAACCGCAGUGGUAGCCAGAAUAUCAUAGACGUAGGUGGAGGGGUGGGUAACUCCUUGGGGAACACCUCAGACGACGAUAUGGUGGAAUUAGAGCGCGAAGGAGCGCCUUCGACCCGGCCAUCGGGUGGGAUAUCGCCUCCAUUAGACGGCUCAGGCUUACCUGAGGAGAAUAUUCCGGGUUUAGGGCAGUACGAGGACUUCCACACCAUUGAUUGGCAACGGGAUAUUGCCAGGGAUCGGAUGCGUCAUCGACUUAUCGUGAAGAAGAAGAAAGAUUCCAUUUUGGAACUGAUCCGAGGUGCCCAUGACGCCUGGUCGGGUUGGUUAUGUGUUUUGGUAGUGGGUUUAUGUGCCGGUAUGAUGGCGGGUGUGAUCGAUAUUGGCGCCACAUGGCUGACAGACUUGAAAUUUGGACUGUGUCCCAGUGCGUUCUACUUGAAUAAGGAGCAGUGUUGUUGGUCUUCCAAUGAGACCGUAAUCGAUAUCUCCGGGAAUUGUUCCUUAUGGCUGACUUGGGCUGAGGUGAUGGGCUUCUCCAAGCACGAGAGUGGGGCGCCCGCGUAUAUGGGUUUGUAUUUUUUCUACACCCUGUGGGCGUUGCUCUUCGCCACGUUAUCCGCCAGUUUGGUUCGCAUGUUUGCACCCUACGCGUGUGGAUCCGGGAUUCCCGAGAUCAAGACUAUUUUGAGUGGAUUCAUUAUUCGCGGUUAUUUAGGCAAGUGGACACUGCUCAUCAAAUCUGUGUCCAUAAUGUUGGCCGUGGCCGCAGGUUUGAGUUUAGGCAAAGAGGGUCCCAUGGUGCACAUGGCGUGUUGCACCGGGAAUAUCUUGGCUUAUCUGUUCCCGAAAUAUGGUAAGAAUGAGGCCAAGAAGCGUGAAAUCUUGUCUGCAGCUUCGGCGGCGGGUGUUUCCGUGGCCUUUGGCGCGCCCAUUGGGGGUGUACUCUUCUCUUUGGAAGAAGUUAGCUACUAUUUUCCUCUGAAGACCUUGUGGCGCUCGUUUUUCUGCGCGCUUAUUGCAGCCUUUGUGCUACAAUCGAUCAAUCCGUUUGGCAAUGAGCAUUCCGUGCUAUUCUACGUGGAAUACAACAACCCGUGGCUCUUUUUUGAGCUCGUCCCUUUCUUGAUACUCGGCAUCAUCGGCGGACUUUUGGGUGCAUUAUUCAUCCGGUGCAAUAUCUAUUGGUGUCGAUUCCGGAAGAGCUCACGAUUGGGCCAAUAUCCGGUGACUGAAGUCAUCCUGGUGACAUUGAUGACUUCUCUCCUAGCCUAUCCCAACAAAUAUACCCGCAUGAACACAUCCGAGUUGAUCUAUCUACUCUUCAGUCAGUGCGGCGUCACCAACCAGGAGGAAAUUUGCGACUACACCAAUCGCAAUUUCACCAACGUCAACCAGGCCGUGAACAUCGCGGAGGCCGGUCCCGGUGUGUACGCGGCCAUGUGGGAAUUGGGCCUGGCUCUAGUCUUUAAAAUGAUCAUCACCAUCUUCACUUUCGGCAUGAAAAUCCCAGCUGGACUUUUCAUCCCAUCUCUUGCUAUGGGGGCCAUUGUGGGACGAAUGGUCGGGAUUGGCAUGGAACAGAUAGUCUACUCGUACCACGGAGAGUCCCUGCCCUGGUUUUUCCGAGGGGAGUGUGCUCAAGAGGAGAGCUGCAUCACGCCCGGCCUUUACGCUAUGGUGGGCGCAGCUGCCGUGCUGGGCGGGGUCACCCGAAUGACGGUCUCCUUAGUUGUGAUCAUGUUUGAACUAACUGGUGGUGUGAGGUAUAUUGUUCCCUUAAUGGCCGCAGCUAUGGCUAGUAAAUGGGUGGGCGAUGCCCUGGGUCGAAUGGGAAUCUACGACGCGCACAUCAGUUUGAAUGGCUAUCCAUUCCUCGACAUCAAGGAUGAAUUUUCGCACACAACCUUGGCGGCCGAUGUCAUGCAACCUCAAAGCAACGAGCCCCUGUCCGUUUUCACCCAAGGAUCCAUGACCCUGGGCGAGGUCGAGGAGAUCCUCAAUAGCACAGAUCACAACGGUUUCCCCAUCAUCAUCUCCACGGAAUCCCAAUACUUGGUGGGAUUUGUGCUCAGAAGGGACCUCGUGUUGGCCAUCAAGGCCCUUCGCAAUCGCAUGGAGGACGUGUCGCCGGAUGCCCUGGUCCUUUUCACCACAUCACCCUCAACCGAUUCGCAUUUGCUCGGGCACAAUUCAUUGGGUGAGGGGGGCUCGAACCCGGUGUGUCCUCUUCAGUUCAGUAAGAUUGUGGACUUGUCUCCGGUCACCAUCGCAGAUAAAACUCCCAUGGAGACUGUGGUAGAUAUGUUCCGCAAAUUGGGACUCCGUCAGACUCUAGUCACUCACAAUGGUCGACUAUUAGGCAUUAUUACCAAAAAAGAUGUGCUACGUCAUAUCAAACGGAUGGACAACGAGGAUCCGGAAUCGAUACUCUUCAACUAAGUUCCACUGCUCCCGAUAACUUGGAUACAUUAGUCAAAACAUGAUGAUUAAUUAUUGAUAUAGGUACUAUUGAUGCUGACGUUAUCUGUUCUUGGCCAUUGCCCCACAUCAUCAUCAUCAUCAUCUACAAUUCUACAUCAUUUACAUUCCAUUGCUUUUGAAUAGAUUAUGAGAUACUA